Molecule: messenger RNA, 2016 nt
Organism: Xenia sp. Carnegie-2017
Lineage: Eukaryota; Metazoa; Cnidaria; Anthozoa; Malacalcyonacea; Xeniidae
Product: tetratricopeptide repeat protein 24-like
Molecular function (GO): protein binding
Source: RefSeq, a predicted model, not a curated record
AUGGGAGAAAUAGUGACGGACAAGUUUGCACAGAUAGAAAACUUGACAGUAAAGGGACACGAGUGCUUACAAGAUGGCGACCUUAACACAUCGUAUUCAAGAUAUAAGGAAGCAUUAGGUCUAGCUGAAGAGAUCCAUGACGGAUUUGUCUUGAGAACGUGUCUUUUCAAUAUUGGAGCGUGUUGUGUUGCAAGAAAUGAGCCUCACAAAGGCUUGCAAUAUUUAGUUAGAGCCAUUCCUGCAGAAAGAAACUUCGAUGGUGUUUUGAACUUCAGUGACUUGAAUUAUAACAUGGGUAUAGCUUAUGAUUUAUUAAGUAAUCCCUACGAAGCAAAGGGAUGUUAUCAAACAGCUUUAAAUGGUUACAGAGCUUUCCAAGUUGGACAUGGUGGGAGAGACUUGUCUCAAACUGGGGGGCACAUUGGCUGCAGUUGGCUCACAAAGGUAGCAGUCGAUGUGUUGCAGGAGGCAGAGAGAGUGUUUCAUAAGUUAAAAGAUUACAAACAGGAAUUACUUGCAGUAAGCAGUCGUGCAACCCUACUAGCUGAGCUCCAAGAUGAUAUGUGUCAAUCUUUGCUGACAGAUCUUGUUCAUAAAGUUGACUCACUUGAUGAAGACAUCACUAAAGCUAAAGUUUACAGUGACAUUGGCCUAUUGUAUGCCUCAUUUGCUCAACAUGAUAGUGCAGCCAAGUAUUUUGAAAACUCUCUUCAACUUCUGCAGUCAAUUGGUCUUGGCGAUCACAAACUUGUGGCUUCUGUGAAUCAAAAUCUUGGUGCUGUAUAUAAUCAAAUUGGAGAGUAUAUGAAAUCUAUAGGAUAUCAUGAAAAAGCCAUUGACCUCUAUGGUGUUUUGUUGCUGAGAUAUGCUCAAGGCCAUUCAUUCAGCAAUCUAGGUUUUGCUUAUGGACAAUUAGGAGAAUUUGGCAAAUCUAAAGAGAAUUUUAACCAUGCCCUUCAAGCUGCCAAAGAUUCACAGGAUUACAAAGGACAAUGGCAAGCGUAUGAAGGUCUUUCAGCUAUAAACUUUCAUCAAAAGAACUAUGAAAAGGCUGUAGAUCUCCUCAAAACUGCCUUGACAAUUGUUCCUUACAGUGGGGUUGAAGACAAUGAAAAUGUGCAUGAAAGAAUAGUGCAAAAGUUAUCAAAUGCUUUAGAAGCUCAGCUAUUGCAUAAACAUGUGAACAAUGACCAUGAUGAGAUAGUGGGUGAUCCCCCAAGAUUACAACAAAAAGAAUUAAAGAUGAAAGAAAAAAAUAUUUUAAAUGUUGAUGUUCAUCCAAUAAAAGGACAUCAAGGAAGUGAAAAGAUUGCCCUAAGUGAUCAAAUAUUUUCCAAAAGUGAACCUUUGAAAGAUACUAAUGGCUAUCGAAAAAACUACAAUGAAAAUAUGAGAGAUAAUAGUGAGCUUUUGAGCAAUGGUAAUGCUAAUCAGUCAUCCACAAAAGUUGGUCAUGUGAGACCACGGGAAAAGAACCACAAGUUUAUUGCUAGGGGACUUCAUGUUGAUGAGACUUUCUCAGGUAAUGAACACUUAGAUGCUUCCACCUCACCAUUUGAUGCAAUAUCAAGUUAUUCUGGUCAUUCAUCAAGCAUUCUUGAGCAUGCCAGUGAUGCAGAUGAUGGAGCUCAAAAAGUUAGCCAACAUGAAAUACCAGCAGGAUCAAUGUCACUUCAGAAAGAGAAGAAAAAUAAGCUAAAUAACACAUAUGAACAGCCACAAGACAUCAUAAAUGCUAUAAAUAGUGAGGGGCAACAUCUACAUAAUUGUCCGCCGGGACCACGUGACAGCGUUCUUGCUUCAAUGAGUAAGAAAGUGGACAAGAAACAGGAAACCAUUCUACAAACUAAAAACACUAAGAAAACGAAAUCAACCGUUUGUGUUAUACAGUAAACAAUUUUUAUAACAGUAAUCAUGCUGUUGUCCUAAGUAUAUUUUAUUGUUAUAACAGUAUGUGUCGUUUAUCAAAUAUUCGUCAUUUUUGCCCUCGAUUCAUUACACUUACAGUAAAACGAA